Daktulosphaira vitifoliae (grape phylloxera) is the source of this 1714-nucleotide messenger RNA. RefSeq names its product succinate--CoA ligase [GDP-forming] subunit beta, mitochondrial (gene ScsbetaG). Gene Ontology annotation, biological process: succinyl-CoA metabolic process; tricarboxylic acid cycle. The record is from RefSeq and is a predicted model, not a curated record. The transcript has 10 exons. Lineage: Eukaryota; Metazoa; Arthropoda; Insecta; Hemiptera; Phylloxeridae. The coding region runs from base 288 to 1562 and encodes 424 amino acids. Gene Ontology annotation, molecular function: succinate-CoA ligase (GDP-forming) activity; ATP binding. Gene Ontology annotation, cellular component: mitochondrion; succinate-CoA ligase complex.
UUAUCACUACUAGAAGUGACCACAGAAUGUACCUAACGUAGAUUUAAUUAUAUAUUUUACCGAGACUGAUAAACUUUAUCAUUAGAUUGCCGGUCACUAAUUUUUUUUCGGAUUAUUUAAGUUGUUUACAUUAUGAUUUAUUUUGUGUCUAUCAACUAUUAAGUAAUAUUGAAUACUAGAAGAGUACUAUUAAUUUCUUAUAAAAUUUUAGUGUUAAUUUGAUAAGCCAAUAGUUUUAAUUUUAGGAUUAAUAUUUAAAAUAAGCAAGAGUGUGAAUUGUAUUAAGAAUGUCUCUGUUAAUGAAACAUUUACUCAAAAAUAAAAAUAGUACAACAUCAUUGCAAAGUCUACCUUUUAAAACUGUUCAGUUUCGAUGUUUAAAUUUAUUGGAAUGCCACAGCAAAGAUUUACUUCAUAAACAUGGAGUUGCAGUACAAAAAUUUAGAAUCGUAGAAAGGCCUGAUGAAACAAACAACCUUUUGAAAUCGUUUAAUGUUCAAGAGUAUGUAUUAAAAGCUCAAGUCUUAGCUGGAGGUAGAGGACUAGGACAUUUUAGUAAUGGAUUUCAAGGAGGUGUUCAUGUCACAAAUGAUCGAUCAAAAAUUCAUGAUUUAUUGAAGAAUAUGUUAGGCCACAAGUUAAUUACUAAACAAACUCCUAAAGAUGGCAUUCUAGUAAAUAAAGUCAUGGUUGCAGAGUCAGUUGAUAUUAAACGUGAAACAUAUUUUUGUAUAUUAAUGGAUAGAAAUCAAAAUGGUCCUGUACUCAUAGCAUCUCCAGCUGGUGGAAUGGAUAUUGAAGAUGUAGCAAUUAAUUCACCUGAAUUAAUAAAAAAAAUUCCUAUUGAUAUUCAUGAAGGAAUAACUGAUUGUACUGCAUUAGAUGUUGCAAAAUUUCUAAAAUUCGAAGGACAAUUAUUGAACCAGGCUGCUAAUGAAAUCAAACGAUUAUGGACAUUUUUUUUGGCUGUAGAUGCUGUUCAAAUAGAAAUAAAUCCAUUAGUUGAAACUUCUAGUAAUCAAAUUGUAUGUGUUGACGCCAAAAUUCAGUUUGAUGAUAACAGUGAAUUUCGACACAAAGAUAUCUUUGAAUUAGAUGAAACUAGUGAAUCAGAUCCACGUGAAGUUUUAGCUCAUAAACACAAUUUAAACUAUAUAGGCAUGGAUGGUAACAUUGGGUGUUUAGUCAAUGGUGCCGGUCUUGCAAUGGCAACUAUGGAUAUUAUUAAGUUGCAUGGUGGUGACCCUGCAAACUUUUUAGAUGUAGGUGGAAAUGUCAAUGAAAAUCAAGUAUAUGAAGCUUUUAACCUUUUAACUUUAGAUUCAUCUGUGAAAGCAAUAUUAGUUAACGUUUUUGGAGGAAUUGUUAAUUGUGCUACCAUUGCUCAAGGAUUAAUUAAUGCUUCAAAAAAAUUAAAUAUGACUGUACCAUUAGUAGUUAGACUUGAAGGGACAAAUGUUGCUGCUGGAAAGAAGCUUUUAGAAAAUUCUGGAUUACUUAUUCAAUUUGCUUCCAAUUUAGAUGAAGCUGCUGAAAAAGCAAUUUCUUCUUUAAACAAAUAAGAUUUCAUAUUAUAGAAUUUUAAGUGCUUUAUGAUACAAUAUUAAUUAAAUAAUUUAUUAUGUAUCAUUAAUUUUUUUAGUAUAAAAUAUUAUUUUUAUAUAUUUUUGUGUUCAUCAUUACUUUUUUAAAUAUAUGCCUAUACUUUGCAUUA